Molecule: messenger RNA, 1515 nt
Organism: Frieseomelitta varia
Lineage: Eukaryota; Metazoa; Arthropoda; Insecta; Hymenoptera; Apidae
Exons: 2
Coding region: 584-1453 (289 amino acids)
Biological process (GO): G protein-coupled receptor signaling pathway
Cellular component (GO): membrane
Molecular function (GO): adenylate cyclase inhibiting G protein-coupled glutamate receptor activity
Source: RefSeq, a predicted model, not a curated record
AGCUGCUACGGCACGGAGCGGCGCGCGCGUGCUCCUACAACUCGAGCGGCUUCGCACGAGAUCUCGGCACGAUGUCGAAGUGUCGCGUGAUCAUGACUGAAAAGUAUCAGCUAUCCGAACGUAGCCAGCAUCACCGUCGCUGAACACUCUCAUUCUCGACAGUUGCGCCUUCGCCUCGUGGUAAAACUCUCGACGAAGCUUGAGAAAGAAGAUAGAAACUUCUCGAAGAUAGAAACAAUAGUCGACAAACUCCCUCCCUUCGACGGGAGGGAACCACAUUCGUUUCGCUUUCUCUUCUCGACUGUGCGAGGGAAAUUUGUUCCAAGGGACAAAUUUUCGCGUCGGGGACGGUGGCUGUUGGAGGAUUCUCCGGCGGGCGGCCGGAGACAGUAGAACGAGAGUAGCACGGCGACGUAGUAGCAUAUCGUGACGCGGUUCGAGCGUAACCGCGGCGGAAGAAAGAAAUGUGCAAGAAGAAUCAAACAGGUGGACGGAAGGAUCGAACCCGGCAGCUUGCCUCCUGCACUCGCCACCAUGUUUCUUCCCGGUCCCGUCGAGCCCGGGUCCCGUGAAAUCCCCGUCGAUGCUACGUUCUAUCGCCGAUGCGACGAAUCACAAUCCACGGUACCAUCACCGGCCACCGUCGCGAUGCACCGUUCUCCACGCGAACGACCCGGAUAUCCCGCCACGAAAGCAACGACCUGCAACGAAAUCGACCGACUCGACGAACCUGAUUCGACAAACCCGCUCUGAACUCAGCCCGAGCGAGCCGAACGAACGAGAAACGCGUCGUCGACGCUAUUCGAAAAGCCCAACCACUCGCAGUUAUGAAGUCAUGAAGCUUCUGCUGCUUGCCGCGCUCGGUUGCGUGUGCUCGGCCCAUCGCGAGCCAAGCAGCGACGACUACCACAGUUUCGAGCAGAUCCGUCGUCACGACGACGUCGACGACGACAACUAUCGCACUGAUCGCCGGUGGUUGAUCGAUAGGGAGAAACUCGCCGAUCACGUGCAGACUCUUGGCAGUAGAUCGAGAAACGACGAGGAAUGGUACGUGGACAGGGAUGAUCGGAUCGGGCGGCGAGUGCAUCGCUAUCGGCUCGAGAACCCGGAGACCCAUCACCUGAUCCGACACGGUCGCCGACAGUUCCGAUCGAUGGAUCAGAACGCGCACCCGCAGAUCAACUGGCCGGUGAAGAAAGAAGCGGUGGUCGAGGGUGAUCUGGUACUCGGUGGUUUGAUGAUGGUGCACGAGAGGGAGGACACGGUCACGUGCGGCCCGGUGAUGCCGCAGGGUGGCGUGCAAGCUCUCGAGGCGAUGCUCUACACCCUGGACAAACUCAACGAGGACGAGGGUAUCGUGCCAGGUGUGAAGAUCGGGGCGCACAUCCUCGACGACUGCGACAAGGACACGUACGGCCUCGAGAUGGCCGUGGAUUUCAUAAAAGGUAAGUAAACGUUGGGACACGUUCCCCCGUCAUUUCGUUCGACGAUUAUUUCUUCACGACGGUUUUUCUU